This is a messenger RNA of Athalia rosae (coleseed sawfly), 1179 nucleotides long. Its product is annotated as pancreatic triacylglycerol lipase. Gene Ontology annotation, molecular function: lipase activity. The transcript is spliced from 7 exons. Gene Ontology annotation, biological process: lipid metabolic process. The coding region runs from base 118 to 1080 and encodes 320 amino acids. Lineage: Eukaryota; Metazoa; Arthropoda; Insecta; Hymenoptera; Athaliidae. The record is from RefSeq and is a predicted model, not a curated record.
UCAUGAAAAGUGAUCAAAUCUCAGAUUCUGAUAAGGCUAAUUAGAAUGAUGCCGUAAAGUAUAAAUGCAAGAGUAGCUGAUCGCUGGACAUAAUUAGUUUGGGAUUCAGUUACAAACAUGAAACUCUUUCUGAUCGCUGCUCUUGCCUUUGUGGCUCUAGCUAACGCUGGCCCAAUAGCUGAGGAUGAGCCAAAAAAUGGCUACAUCUUCAUGCCUGAUGGCGAUGGCUAUCCUCAUCUGGUUGAUUUAACGGAAACCAGCUAUGAAACUCCAGAAUUGAUUCAACGGUCUAUCAAUGACAUUUCCUUCAAUCUCUAUACAAAACAAAACCCAUCCAAAGCUCAAGUCAUAACUCUCAACUCGGCUAGCAGCGUCACCAAAAGCAAUUUCCGCGCCAAUCGACCCACCCGUUUUGUGACUCACGGCUGGCGUUCUAGCGGAUCCUCAGAUGCCUGUGUUUUGCCCCGCAAUGCUUAUCUCGCCACUGGAGACUACAAUGUCAUUGUUGUUGACUGGAAGAAGACUGCAGGAAAUCUCAUAUAUCCCACUGCUGCAAAGAAUGUCGCAGCUGUUGCCGCACGAGUAUCACAAUUUCUGAAUUUCAUGCAUAAAGUGGCUGGUCUUAACUUUGGAACAACAAUGCUAGUCGGACAUUCUCUUGGAGCUCACGUUUCUGGUCUUGCUGCUCGUGGUGCCAGCGGAACUAUUCAAGCUGUUGUCGCCCUCGACCCGGCACGUCCAAACUUUGACCAUGUCGGUGAUGAUAAACGUGUCAGCAAAUCUGAUGCUGCUUACGUUGAGGUAAUUCAUACUAAUGCUGGACUCCUAGGACUGAAAGAAAAGUUAGGUCACAGUGACUUCUUCCCCAAUGGUGGCAAAGCUCAGCCCGGAUGUGGUCUUGAUUUAGCUGGAUCUUGCUCACACGGUCGUUCUUAUGAAUACUUUGCCGAGUCUAUUCGUAAUCCAACUGGAUUCCGUGCUGCGUCAAAUGUAUACAUGGGUGGUAGAACUCUGAAUACGCGCAUAAAAGGAAGCUACACCUUCAACACUAAUUCCAAGUCUCCAUAUGCCAGGGGAUAAAUAAUGCAUUCAAAAGAAACAACAAUGUUAUUAUGCCUAAUGGCAGUCUAUAGUCUAUAUACUGACUUUUAGGCAACAAUAAAUGAUACAUUGACCCAA